This is a messenger RNA of Actinia tenebrosa (Australian red waratah sea anemone), 1597 nucleotides long. Its product is annotated as DGAT1/2-independent enzyme synthesizing storage lipids. The record is from RefSeq and is a predicted model, not a curated record. Gene Ontology annotation, cellular component: membrane. Lineage: Eukaryota; Metazoa; Cnidaria; Anthozoa; Actiniaria; Actiniidae. Gene Ontology annotation, molecular function: acyltransferase activity.
GUCAAUCAUCUCACAGAUAAUCAAAACUGUCUGCAAUGGACUGGCUAGUGAUUCUUUUAUCUCCUAUCGUCAUAGUCUUCGUCUAUCCGUUCAUUUUUAUGAUUGCUAUAUAUUCUUGUGCGGUAUUUCUGAGGGUUUAUCGACACAAACGAAGGCAAAUUUUCGACGCUUAUUCGACGAAUUUCUGGGACGGCGCUACUCAAGUUUUGGCUGCUAUUGUCGACGCUCACGGAGAAUAUUGGCAUGGUUAUGAGAUACAUGGCAUCACCAAGCUCCCAGAUAACGGUCCAGGUCUUCUGAUUUAUUACCAUGGGGCUAUGCCCAUCGACAUGUACUACAUCAUGGCCAGGCUGUUAAUCUGCAAGAAAAGACGCCUCCGUAAUGUAGUCGCAACCUUUCUUUUUCAUAUCCCAGGUUUUCAAAUACUAUUGGAAGUUGUUGGUGCAGUGGAAGGUCGAACAAGAGAACAGUGUAUAGAGAUAUUAAAGAAUGGUGAUCUAUUAGCCAUAUCCCCUGGGGGUGUUAGAGAGGCAUUAUUUUCAGAUGAAUAUUAUGGUAUGAUUUGGAAUUCCAGGAAAGGAUUUGCCAAGGUUGCCAUGGCAGCAGGAGUACCCAUUUAUCCAGUAUUUACGCAGAACGUAAGAGAAGCAAUACGAUCAGUCCGAACGGGUCGAGGAUUUUUUCGAAAGCUCUAUGAAUGGACGAAACUUCCCCUCGUACCUUUGUAUGGAGGAUUUCCUGUCAAGAUGAGGACAUUUAUAGGGGAUCCCAUUAUCUAUGAUCCCAGUCUGACUUGCGAGGAAUUAACUGCCAAGGUUCAACUUGAGAUUCAAAAUUUAAUCAAGAAACAUCAAAGGAUACCAGGAAGUAUAUUGCUUGCUUUACGCGAUCGAUGGACUCACCGAAAAAAGCGCGCAAAUGCAAAACUAAAGAAACACUAAAACUAUAGUAGACGAAAACUAAAUCAUGGUAACCCUGUGGUAUGUAUGUACUUACGUGUUACGUUCACCAGAUUAACUCUGUUGCAUGCGACAUCUCGAGUGUCGAACGCGAUUUCUUUCAUGUACGCUUAGCUCUCAUUUAAAAUUACACCAUGCGUAAUAACCAUUGAUUGGUGAAAUGAUUUCAAACAAAAGAAUCGAUAUUUUUUAUACGAUAUUUAAAUAUAUAUAUGUUUCAAUUCAAAAAAAAAAGGAAAAAAUUCUAUAUAUUAAUCAAGUAUGAGCCUGCAGUCAAACAUUUUGUGCAGUGUUUUAUUCAUACUAAGCAUGCGCAAAUGGGCCACUAUGCCAAACAGCUGAUCCAUUUGCCGUUGUCUUGAUUGAUUUUCAAUGACUGUCUAGCUUGACUUGAUACAUAGCUGAGCAGUCUCUUCAGGCGGGUUUCCUGUGGUUUCACUCAGUUAUAAUAGUCAUCUAACGCCGGGGAAAAAUUGGAAAAUUGAUUUUGCUAAAACUUCCCUUAAAAAAGAAUUGAGUAUUUUGAAUCAGAAUAUUGCGAAAGAAAAUUUUUCUAAUAAUAUUUUAAAAUAAAUUCAUGUAAUUAAAAUACAAGUUAAUAUAAAUAUAUGUACAUAAAUUAUCGGAUAUGUUCAAAU